ACUGCUAUCUAUACCAGUCUGUUAAAAUUAUGGUCUGAUGUUUAUUUUGACAUUUGACAGUUCCCUGUCUUCAUCGUAUUUAGAUUGUAACGGUGUAUUCCAUUUGUUCUUGAAUUAAUUCUAAGAUAACAUUGCUGUGCUAAAAAACAUCCAGUAGAUGACAAUGAUCGGAAUGAUGGCUCUAACAUAUCUUUUUCUAGCUGGACUAGGCGCUUUUCUCUACAUGUACAUGGUACAUCCAGUCAUCUUUAUUCAUCUGUAUUUCAGAAUAUCAGUGUGGUUGAGUGGUCUCAAGCUGAAAUAUGUAAACAUCGACGACAUGACAAUCUGCUAUGGUGAAAAAGGGAAAAGAAGAAAGGGCCAGCCCUCGAUGAUACUGCUUCAUGGAUUCACAGCCUGCAAGUUUAUGUGGUCUCCCCUAGCUAAGAACCUGUCACAUGACUGUCAUGUGAUCGCAGUUGACCUCCCAGGUCAUGGUGACAGUGACACGCCCACAGAAGAUGAAGACAUCUCACAUACAACCACUGUCAAGAAAAUGAAUCAGAUCAUAUGCAGACUUGGCCUGGAGGAGGAACCAUUCCAUCUUGUGGGCAUGUCUAUGGGUGGUGCACUAGCAGGCUUGUAUGCAGCUCAAUACCCUGAACAUAUACACUCCCUCACACUCAUAUGCCCAGCCAUGCGUACCCCGAUAGAGAGCCCCUUCUGGGGUGACAUCCAUGCUGCCCUGGAGCAGGGCAUGACCAACCUGCAUGAGAAAUGUACCCUCCUGUUUCCCCAGUCCGCACACCAAGUACAGGACAUGUUGCGUUUUGUACAGUUCAAUAACAGCUGGGUACCAAAACAGAUUCUGCAGGGAGUAGUGGAUUUUAGGAAGAACUAUUACCCAUUUUAUGCGAGAUUGUUCAACAUGAUAGCUCAGCCAGACAACCACCACUUGUUACGAGACUGUGCCACUAAAAUAACUGCUCCAACACAGAUUAUUUGGGGGGAGGAAGACCAGGUAAUUCAUGCAUCCGGAGCAGCAGUGUUGAAAGAACUGUUACCCAAUUGUGUGCGGGUAGAUCUCAUUCCACGAUGUGGACAUUCCAUGAGCACAGACAGGCCGGGGGCCAUGACCAAGGCCUUACUGACAUUCAGGAGUGGAUUAGAGCAAAAAACCAGAUAACAGGAAGUGGUGGAAUAUGGUGUAGUGUUCUGUUCAUAUAAGAACUGAAAAAACAGGAAGCGGUUGAAUUUACUGUAGAGAUAAGAACAAGAAAAUAGGGAUUGGUGGAAUUUUACUACCAAGUUUUCCAUUUUUAACGUACGACUAAUGAACCAGCGAGCUGCUUUAAGAAGAAUCCUAUGAGAGAUUUUCAAAAGUGCUUGUGGUAUUGCACAUUUUUAAAACCUUCCUAGGAACAAAAUUGCUCCUAAAAUCUUGAUGACAGGAGCCCCUGGUAGAAGAAAGUGGUCAAAAGAGUUAUAAUUUCAAUGAAGUAUUUUGUGAUAAUUCAAAACCAGACAAAUGGAAGUUAUUGAAUCUGAUGUAAUUAUGUUCAGAAUAAUAUUAGGUGCCAAAAACUUGCCUCAUGGCACUUCAUCAAAUUAGCUCUUCAAGUUGUGUUGAUAAGCUUGGAUUCAGUUCUUUUAUCUUUUACCUGAAACCAGUUGAUCUUCAGUGGAAAAGAGUGAAAAAGAAAAUUUCAGAAUGUUGUUUGUUUGACAUAAUUGAGCGAAGAAUUUAUGGUUGUUUUUAUUAUCUGAAAUUAGUUUUAUUGGAUACAGAAGGAUGUGGAAUUUUGUGUACCUCACUACUGAGCAUGUAACUUGUUUGUUAAGAGAAAAAGUAAUGUAUGAAAUAUAGCUUCAUAAUCUCAUAAUUUCCAUCUUACCAAUGCCCAUAUUGUAUAAAUGAUUUUUUGAAUUGAUAUAAAAAUAUUCAUAUAUAAAUAUACAUAGUUUUGACACUGAAGUCAAAAGUGCCCUUUCUCACCUAGAACCCUACCCUUUUCAAAUCCUGGCUGGAGCACUGCCACUUUUGGAAUGUCACUUUUAGUAAAUAUAUUGUCUUACAUACCUGUGAAUAGUUACAAGAGCAUUUGUUUUAAAAUUACCAAGGAUCUACUUCUCAUAUUAUGAAACAUAUUAAAAGUGUUUCCUUGCCUGAAAUGAAUGAUAAGUCAAGGUUAUAGUUAUGUAAUUGUUGAGGAUUAUUCUAUAAUUAUGUUAAAUUUUUAAUAAUGUUGAUACCAGUGACAAAUACCUCAGGGCUAUUACCAUAUUGUGAUAUUGUGUGUUUUGUAAAUUGAUGUCAAUUCUUUAAUUAACGUUAAAAUAUGUAGGAAUGAAAUAUGAUGUCAUGUCUAAAUAUAGUGUCUUAAAACAAUGAUGUCAUUAUCUUUAUAUUUUUUUACAUUUCAAUGUAGGCCAAUUAUCUAUAGUUAAAACCACAGGCGUCUAAAUCAUUGUUUGUCUCUCACAUGUUGAUUAUUAUCAUUUUGGGUACAUAUAAUAAGAUAAACGGCACAUCUGAAGAUAUCUUAGGCUUUUGAUAUACAAGGAAGUUUUUUGUUUAUCUCAUUAUAUGUACCCAAAAUGAAAUUGAUCAACAUUUUAGAGAAACAAUGAUUCAGACGCCGGGGGUUCACACAUGAAUAUUAGGCAUUAAUUGUGUAGAAUAUUGUGUAGAAUAUUGAACAUUGUAAAGAAGACCUUUUAUGAAUUACCAAUACAUACAACAUGUAUGUUUAAGUAAGGUCAGUAUGAUUUGUACAUGUAUGUUUUUUAUAAUUAUUGCUAGUGAAUCAGAAAAUCAGCGCCAGUAAAUAUUGUGAUGUGUCAGGGUUUUUUUCUGACCCAAUUUACCGUAAUUUUGAAUCAAUAAGCAACAAUAACUGACUUAAUUUUUCAAGAACUCUCUUUAAGAUCAAAUUUAAGAAUUUAAAAUGUUUUUAUUUACAAAAUAGUCCUUUAAACACAAAGCAAAUUGUUCAAAUCUUUGCUAAAAUUAACCAUGUGAUUAAUAACUAGAUUGUGAAGUAUUUCAUGAUAUGUUUAUAUAUUUGAAUAAACAAGUGCAGUUUAAACAGUUGGCUCAAGUCUUGUUAGAAAAACAGCAGAUCACAUGUGUAUCCAUUAAACUUCCAGAGCAGUAACAAUUUGAAAGUUAACAAAAAUAAAGUUAACAACAAUAACGUUAACAAUGUUGUUAACUUUUACAAAGUUCUGAACAAUUGACCAAUAGUUUGUUUCAAUUUUUUAAUGUUCAUUUAUAAAUGUUAAAUAGGAUGUUUUAAUAAGUAAUCUGUGUUGAUUGUGUGCAAUAGAUUUCAAUGUUAUAAAGCAUUUUAUUCCAAGUCAUUUUAUAGUUUUAGUGCUUUUUCCCUUUACUUUUUUUUAGUGGUUGGUGUUGUCGCCAAAACUAUUUUUGUGUUUGUUAAAACUAUUUGUGUCGGGUUAACAAACAUCAUGUUUUUUAAUCAAAAGUCACUGCUGUACUCUAACUGCAUAAGUGAUGCAUGUACACUCAUGAAAAAUUAUGUAUUAUGAAAGAGCAUGUUUAAUGAGAUGGGAGUUUUCCUGUUUCCAAAUAUUGGGUCUUACAAAUGUGUUGACUGAAGAUAAUGUAAAUGCAUUUUGCUUUAUACGAUCUGUUCCAAGUCGUCAUAGCACAUUAUACCAAUUUUACUGAAACAUUUAUAUUGUCAGGUUGUCUGUUCAUAUAGUUUAGAAGUGUUACAUGCAUGUUUAUAUUCGCAGGUCUGAUAUAUUCUGUGAACAGAUUGUUUGCUUAAAAUUAGUAAAAGAUUGCCUGCUUCUACAUCUACAAUUACAGUUUUUAUAAAGGUUGUACGAUAAUUAAAAAUAUUGUGAAAGGUUGGUAAAACAGUUGGAUUAAAUCCCACAAUGGAACAGAAUAAAUUUUCUAAUCAAGUUCCGGAUGUUAGUGCAGUGUAUUUUCAAUGUCUAUAUUGAAACAUGUUAGUUUAUUAACAUUUUCAGAAUUCAUUCACUCCGAUCUUCAAAAUUUGUUCAUUCACUCCGAUCUUCAAAAUGUGUUCAUUCACUCCGAUCUUCAAAAUUUAUUAAGAUCAUCCAUUUAAAACAAUUUUGUGUCUUAAAUACACCAUAUAUUAAUAUAUAUUAUUGUCACUCUGACUCUUUCAUGUUGUCUAUUCACAGAUGAACACAGCUAUUUUGUCAAUGUUUAAAAUUGUGGAAAAAAUAUAAAUAUUUGCUAUAUUCCUGUAAAAUAAA
Messenger RNA from Mya arenaria, 4239 nucleotides. RefSeq names its product monoacylglycerol lipase abhd6-B-like. Lineage: Eukaryota; Metazoa; Mollusca; Bivalvia; Myida; Myidae. The transcript is spliced from 9 exons. Bases 158 to 1165 code for a protein of 335 amino acids. The record is from RefSeq and is a predicted model, not a curated record.